Molecule: messenger RNA, 3048 nt
Organism: Glossina fuscipes
Lineage: Eukaryota; Metazoa; Arthropoda; Insecta; Diptera; Glossinidae
Gene: Hip14
Product: palmitoyltransferase Hip14
Exons: 5
Coding region: 477-2411 (644 amino acids)
Biological process (GO): protein palmitoylation
Cellular component (GO): Golgi membrane
Molecular function (GO): protein binding; palmitoyltransferase activity
Source: RefSeq, a predicted model, not a curated record
CUUUAAAAUAUUAAAUCAAUGCAUAAAAUAAAUAUAAAGCGCAUUAAGCAAUAAAGUGCUACGAAAACAAUAAAGACGAAUAGUAGUUUUCAAAUCGUAUACAAUGUAUUAAAAAAAAUAUAUAUAUAUAUAAAGGAAAUAAAAAAAUCUAAUUAUUUCGUGAAAGGGAUAAUACUUUAUCGUAAACGCACAUACAAAAAAUUACAAUCAGCCUCUUUCGAGUAUGAAUAAUAACAAUCUUACAAUUUAUUGAGUGAACAUUGUUGAUUGAAAACAUAUCGACCACCACACCGUUCCGAAAAUAUGUAUUACGCUUUAUUUAAUUUUUUUUAAAAUACAAUACCACUUUUUAUACGUAAUCAAACGAAAGGAGGUGGGUGAACCGGUGCACACCCGAAAAGCAUAUACAUAUUGUUGUGGUGGGGUAAAUCGAAAAAGAAGAUUUUUAUAAAAAAGUAUUACACCAAUUGACGAGAAUGUAUCAGAGUGCUUGCAAUGCGGCCACAACUGGGUCAUGUGCACCUAGCACAGAGGCUUCUGAAAGGGAUGCUGAACGUGCAACAGCUUUAAUGGCGAAACAGCCACCAAGUGCACCGAUUGAACCGGAUUAUAGUGGUUUCGAUAUCGUCAAGGCCACCCAGUAUGGAGCUACAGCUAGAGUGAAAGAACUGGUAGACGCUGGUUGGGAUGUCAAUCAGCCAGAUAGCGAAACGGUGACACUGUUACAUUGGGCCGCUAUUAAUAAUAGACGAGAUAUAAUACGUUAUUUUUUGGAAAAAGGAGCCUUAGUUGAUGCAGUGGGUGGGGAAUUGAAUGCUACACCUUUGCACUGGGCCACCAGACAAGGUCAUUUGGGUUCGGUUGUUUUAUUAAUGGCCGCCGGUGCCGAUCCACGUGUACGAGAUGCGGAAGGCUGCUCUUGCAUACAUAUAGCCGCUCAAUUUGCUCAUACCGCUUUAGUUGCGUAUUUUAUAGCUAAAGGUGUGGAUCCCGAUUUACAAGAUCGUGGUGGCAUGACAGCGUUGAUGUGGGCAGCAUGGAAAGUGUGUGCUUUGGAUCCGGUGCGUUUAUUGCUUACUUUGGGGGCUAGCCCCGCUAUGGUCGAUUAUACACACGGUAACACGGCUUUGCACUGGGCAAUUCUAGCGCGUAACGCUACCGCUAUCAAUACGUUAGUGCUUAAGUCUAAAGCUUCCCUGGACGUACCAAACCUGCGUGGCGAAACACCGCUCUCUAUGUUAGAAACCCAAGCGGGUGCAAUAUGGAUCAGCUCUAAAGUUAUGGAGCGCGUUAAAGAGGCAUCCCAAUCAUCGCUAUAUCGCCGUUCGUGGAUGGGCCGCCUUAAGCAUGAUAAACGAUUACGAUGGUGGUGCAUGGUAGCUUGCCCGUUCACCGCAUUUUAUUUAGCCGGCGUGGUAUUCACCUUAAAUACUUUGUAUAUCAUAAAAUUCUUUUUACUCGGUUGCUUAUAUGCUAUCUUUUAUACCAUGGGAAAGACUCUGUUCGAUGAGCACUUAAUGGCUUUAUUGCCGUUGAGUGUAUAUUUGGCCACAAAGGCUUGGUUUUACAUAACCUGGUUUGUUUAUAUUGUGGAUGCAGUAUCAUUUGGGACAACAAUAACAUUUUUCUUUUGCUCGUUGGGCUUGUGGGUGUGUUUUCUAAAAUCAUGGAAAGGCGAUCCGGGAAUAAUACAGCCUACUAAAGAACAACGAUUUAAGACUAUUGUAGAGUUAUCGGAAAGCGGAGGCAUCGGUUUUGAACCUUCAGCAUUUUGUUCGGGUUGUUUGGUGCGCAGACCCAUACGCUCGAAGCAUUGCAGCGUUUGUGAUCGAUGCGUGGCACGCUUCGAUCAUCAUUGCCCUUGGGUGGGCAAUUGCAUAGGCUUAAAAAAUCAUACCUACUUUAUGGGUUUCCUAUGGAUGCUGCUCAUUAUGUGUACUUGGAUGUUGUAUGGUGGAACGUUUUAUUACGUGAACAGCUGUAAUGUACAUAUUCAGGAUAUUUUUGAAGAUUUGCGCGCUAUUGGCGAAUGUAAUGCUUGGAUCGGUUGGGUUAUGGCAAAUUCCUUGCUACACAUGAGCUGGGUAAUAUUGUUAACCAUCUGUCAAACUUAUCAGGUAAUCUGCCUAGGAAUGACUACCAACGAACGCAUGAAUCGUGGUCGCUAUCGUCAUUUUCAAGCGCGUGGUGGUCAAAGUCCAUUCACACGCGGUCCUAUUAAUAACUUAGUGGAUUUUCUGGAAUGCACUUGCUUCGGUUUAUUAAAACCAAAACGUAUCGAUUGGAUGAAUUACUAUGAGUUUGAUAUGCAUAAAAAUAAAACCAUUGAACAGGAGCCAUUGCUGUGUAAUGGCAAUACAGAUGAGGCAACAUCGACAACGGCGGCCACACACAAUUAUCAAUACGUGUAGGACAAAACGAAUCGGGAUGCGAUGACACGUAAGUCACCCAUAGCUAAUGUUUAAAGGAAAUAUAUUAACAAAAAAUUAUACAUAUAUAAAUGCAUACAAAGCUGCGGUCAAUAAUGUGAGAACUAUAGUGUUUAAUAACAAUAACAAAUAAUGCGAAGAUAAAGUGCUUUGAAAUGCAAAAAUUUUUUUUUUAUAUAUUAAAUAAAUAUAAAACCAGUAUGACCAUUAUAUUCCCGAUUCCAUACAUAUUCCAUACAUAUGUAGGCUUGCUGAUUGAUUCAUUUUCCAUUAGAAUGGAUCUAACUAAAAUCAUUUUCUACAAAUUCAAUUCAAUUUUAUGUGAAAGUAUGUAUGUAACGUAUUGGACAUGCAUAUUAUGCAAAGCAUUUUUUUUUUUUUCUUUUUUUUCCAUCAUGUACACGAUGUUAUGUUUUAAAUUGGCAUAAACUUUACGAUUCGCAAUUUUUAAGUUUAGAAAUUCGUGUUUUUUUUUUUUAUUUUUUCCUUUCAUUGGAUCUCAAAUCAUUUUUCAACAUCUCCUCGGAAAUGUUAAGAUCAGCAAUAAAAGAGUUUUUUUUUGCUUAUACUAAUAUUGAAUUUUGAAUCAAAAAAAUUAAUUAAAUGCGAAAUGAAAUUU